Messenger RNA from Capsella rubella, 1423 nucleotides. Its product is annotated as probable indole-3-pyruvate monooxygenase YUCCA10. Lineage: Eukaryota; Viridiplantae; Streptophyta; Magnoliopsida; Brassicales; Brassicaceae. Gene Ontology annotation, molecular function: NADP binding; flavin adenine dinucleotide binding; monooxygenase activity. The coding region runs from base 190 to 1338 and encodes 382 amino acids. The transcript is spliced from 4 exons. The record is from RefSeq and is a predicted model, not a curated record.
GUUUGAAAUAUAUCCAUUUUCAAAAAGUAAAAUUUCUUUCAUUGAUACAUAUCUCAAAUUCUACUAAUAUACUCAUAUAUAAAUACCACCAAGACACCAUCGAAAUCAAGAACUCACACAGCAAUCAUAACUGUUAUAAACACACCAGAGAGAAUCUUACAAACACUUUAAACACAAAGAGAGAGAGAUAUGGAGACCGUAGUGGUGAUUGUGGGAGCUGGACCAGCCGGUUUAGCUACAUCGGUUUGUCUAAGCCAGCACUCGAUCCCGAACGUGAUUCUCGAGAAAGAAGACAUCUAUGCGUCUCUUUGGAAGAAACGAGCCUACGAUCGUCUCAAGCUCCACUUGGCCAAAGAGUUUUGCCAGCUACCUUUCAUGCCACACGGCCGCGACGUUCCGACCUUUAUGUCCAAAGAUCUCUUCGUCAACUACCUCGACGCUUACGUUGCUCGCUUCGACAUAAACCCUAGGUACAACCGUACCGUGAAGCUCUCAACGUUCGAUGAGUCCAAAAACAAGUGGAGGGUCGAGGCGGAAAACACGAUGACCGGAGAUACCGAGGUGUACUGGUCGGAGUUUCUGGUGGUUGCGACCGGGGAGAACGGAGAUGGGAAUAUCCCUAUGGUGGAAGGGAUUGAGACUUUCCCUGGAGAGAUUGUGCACUCGAGUGGGUACAAAUCCGGUCGUGACUUCGAAGGUAAAAAUGUUCUUGUGGUCGGAGGUGGGAACUCCGGUAUGGAGAUUAGUUUUGAUCUUUGCAACUUCGGAGCUAAGACGACCGUUCUCAUUAGAACUCCGAGACACGUGGUGAGUAAAGAAGUGAUACACUUGGGGAUGUCACUUAUGAAGUAUGCUCCGGUAAAGGUUGUGGACACAGUGGUGACGACUCUAGCGAAUCUUGUGUACGGAGACCUCUCAAAGUACGGACUCUUCCAACCAAAAGAAGGUCCUUUCGCAACCAAACUCUUUACCGGAAAAGCUCCUGUCAUUGAUGUCGGAACUGUCAAAAAGAUCCGCGAUGGCGAGAUUCAGGUUAUCAAUGGUGGGAUUGGAAGCAUCAAAGGGAAGACCUUGACGUUCGAAAAUGGACAUGAACAAGAUUUCGAUGCAAUUGUGUUUGCUACUGGUUACAAAAGUUCUGUCUGCAAUUGGUUAGAGGACUAUGGGUACGUGAUGAAGGAGGAUGGGUUCCCUAAAGCACCCAUGCCGAAGCACUGGAAAGGAGAGAAGAAUAUUUACUGUGCUGGAUUUUCAAGAAAGGGAAUCGCCGGAGCUGCCGAGGAUGCUGUGUCCGUCGCCGACGAUAUCAGCUCUGUCUUGGCUACCAAAAAAGCAUGAUGCUGUAUUCGAGAACAUAAUAAGACUUGGUAAGAAGAUGAAAAAGAAGAAAACAGAAGUAACAAGCAUAAAAUAUUGUAUUAUA